ACUAUAGAACUAGCUUCUUAUAUUUGUUAAACUUUGUUUUUAAACGUUUUAUCCAAAAAAAUGAUAUUUUCUUGUUUGUUGUUUGCGUGAAAGCAAUAGAGGUUUUAAUAAAUAUAAACAUGGCUAAAAGAAAAGCAGCCGUCAAUGAUAUAAUAUUCGAAUUAGACAACGAUGACAUAGUUAUAAGCAGCGAUGAAGAAAGUAAGGUAUCUAAAAUGGGACGUUUUGAUGGAGAAAACAGUCAAAACCUCCUAAAGAAGAAGCUGAAUAAAGAAGAAAUAGUUUCUGAUGUUAUUAAUUUAGACAGUCCUAAUGAACCUGAACGAAAUAUUCCAUCAACAAAGAAAACUGAGAAUGGAGGGAAAAACAAAACCGAGGUAACCUCCAAACAAAACAAUUCAAAACAAAAUGACAUAUCUCAAAAUAAUGAAGUGAUUGAUAUUACUGAAGAAAACAAGAAAAGCUGUACUAGUACCAUUAUAUUAAAUGAAGACAUAGUGAUUGAUUCUCCAUCUUCAAAUAUAGACCUUGGUGUUGUAGGAUGCGAGAACAAAGCUCCAUUGGUAUCAAUACGAUUUAAUGACAGUCUUACGGCACGUAAUUAUAAAAAAAUAAUAAAGGAAUUUAUUGUUAAUCUUUUAAAAUCAAAAAAUACUAUUGACACUGACUCAGAGACUGAUAAUGACCUUGAAAUAUGGCCGGAAGACAUAGUUGACGAAGAAUUUAAUUCAAAAGAAAAUCCUGUUGAGGAUAAUCUUUUCUUCGUUGAUACCACGCCUUGUAAUGAAGGAAACAAAGAUAUACCUUUAUAUAAAGCCACUAAAAUAAUUUCCAAUGACACCGAAAAAGAAACUAUGUCACAACCCAUCAAACGAGCUUUCUCUUGUUUCAAUUGUGGGGAUUCACAUCUUCUAAGAGACUGUCCCUUGCCACGAAAUAAUUCUAAGAUAAAUGAAAAACGAAAAGCUUUUACUCCUAAAGGCCGUUAUCAUGUUGAAAAUGAGCAAAAAUAUGGUCACUUGAUACCAGGGCGUAUAUCUGCAGAUUUGCGUCAUGCUCUGGGCUUAAAGCGUUAUGAGUUACCGCUGCACAUAUACCGUAUGAGAUUACUUGGUUAUCCUCCGGGAUGGUUAGAGGAUGCUAGGAUAUCACAUUCAGGGAUUACUCUGUUUGAUUCAACUGGCCGAGCCACACUAGGUCCUGACGAUGAAGAGGGGGAAUUGUAUGAGCCAGGGUCAAAGGAUAAAUUUGAUAUUAAAAAGAUAUUGGACUUCCCGGGUUUUAAUGUUGCUGCGAGCUCAAGAUACAUUGAGGAAGCACAUUUGUUUGGACUCCCUCCUAUGUCGGAGCAAGACAGCAAGAUAGCUAUGUUAAAAAUACUGGCUCCAAACGCUAUGAAGGCGUACAAACGGAAGAAGUUAUCAUUCUUCCCGUCAGCUCUGACAAGCUCUACCCAAGAAGAGCAGGUUGAAAUGGAACUUGAUAGUGGCGAUGAAGUGGCAGACUUUCCUCUGAUACCACCUCUGCCGGAUGAUGAACCUCCCGCACCACCUCCGCCACCACCACCACAACCACAAGAUACCAGACAACAAGAAGACCAGUCCAGACAAAGCAUAGAAACCACCAAACCAAAUGAAUCAAAUGAUAAAAACCAAAUUAAUGAUGAGAAACUUUCGGAAACGGAUGUAGACAAAACAGAGUCGGCUCCUGCAAACAAUGACUGUGACAAGUCCAAUGACCUUGAAGUGAUUGAGGUAGUAAGAGUGAAUGAUAUUCCAAUACCAGAAGACGAUCUGAUUGUCAUUGACGAUGACGACAAAUCAUCACUCAGCAGUGACAGAAAUAGCCCGAGUCUGGCUGACUUAGAAAAACGGAAGCAAAAGCUCUUGGAUGCUCUCAAAGGAGAUUCAAUUUCUAUGACAGAGGUCUCAGUUGAGAGUAUCGAUACGUAUGACACGAGCGAGGAAAAAAACAGUGAAGUGAACAAGUGUGAAGUUGAUAAUAUAACACUCUCCACAGAAGACAGUAGCUGUGACGGAGUGCAGAACAAAACGCUUAAGGAAGAAAGUGCAACAGACUCGGACCAAGUACCCUCGACCACUAAGACGGGUCAGAUAAAAAAUACCCAUUAUGGCACACCCGUGAUAAACGUCGCGUCGCCGUAUCACAAACUGCCCAGUGACGUUAAUUUCGCUAAGGACAUAUGUGACGUCAUAAACUUUGAGAAUCUACCAAAUUCAGUUGGCAAAUACAAAAAAAUAUGCACAUUGCUCAAGAAGGUUAAAUCGGAAGUGGAUAGGAUACAGGAAUCGUGAUUAAAUACACACCUCUAGAGGUGUUGAACGGACUGCAUUUUUCUACAUUCUGACUGUAGGGCCAAUACAUUUCACUGUAUAAGUAAUAAACUAAGUUACCUUUUUCAAGUUCACUUCCAACUGUUGUAUCCAUUAUUCAUAUUUCUUAUCGUUUCUUUAUUUCAAUAUCAAACCAAUCUGCAAGUUUUCAUUAAUAUAGGUGACGAUCUAAAAAAAUUUACUUUUACUCACAAUUUUUUUUUAAACGUCAGUGUCUUAAAAUCUAAAGCAUAUCAUAUAUAUUUGUAAUGACGACAAGGGAGAAUAAAUCAAACAGCAAUAAGUGUCACAUUUAUAAUUUAUUCUUGCAUAUAUUACAAUCUCAAAUAGUGGUAGAGCGGUUAAAAUUAAUGUGAAAGACAAAAUAAAAACUGUGUACUCAAAAAAAAAACCCAAAACCCAAGAGAAAACCGGGGAAACCUAAUACUAGUGGAAUAGACAAGCUUGGCUCGAACUUGCCAGUUACAUAUA
This is a messenger RNA of Danaus plexippus (monarch butterfly), 2825 nucleotides long. Its product is annotated as zinc finger CCHC domain-containing protein 8 homolog. The transcript is spliced from 7 exons. The record is from RefSeq and is a predicted model, not a curated record. Lineage: Eukaryota; Metazoa; Arthropoda; Insecta; Lepidoptera; Nymphalidae. Gene Ontology annotation, molecular function: RNA binding. Bases 120 to 2315 code for a protein of 731 amino acids. Gene Ontology annotation, cellular component: catalytic step 2 spliceosome.